This is a messenger RNA of Tripterygium wilfordii, 1546 nucleotides long. Its product is annotated as protein MICROTUBULE BINDING PROTEIN 2C-like. Gene Ontology annotation, molecular function: microtubule binding. Bases 173 to 1207 code for a protein of 344 amino acids. The record is from RefSeq and is a predicted model, not a curated record. The transcript is spliced from 5 exons. NCBI's taxonomy places the organism in Eukaryota, Viridiplantae, Streptophyta, Magnoliopsida, Celastrales, Celastraceae. Gene Ontology annotation, biological process: plasmodesmata-mediated intercellular transport.
UAUCCGUCUUCGUGAUACAGAAACGAAGUUCAAACCCAAGUCUCCAUACAAGUCUGCAGUUCUUCUCUCUUAGUCAGUCGCCCACCCACUAGUGUUUCUUUCUUUUCCUGGUAUUCCUCUUGUGCAUUUUUCCGGAAUCGAACGACAAAACUUGAUUUUGCAGUCGAUAACCAUGUAUGAUCCGCAACACUAUGUAGAUUUGCAAGAUAAUUCGGGUCUCGGUGACCCAAAAUCAUGGCUUUCCAGGCAGGACGACGACUCCUCCCCGACUCACCUGCAAAAUCAGUCGUUACUCUCGUCGAACGGAGAUUUCGAUCGGGUGCUUUUCAACAACCUCGUCGAGAUGGUCCCUCUCGUCCAGUCGCUCAUCGAUGGGAAAGCAAGCACUUCAUUUACUCGGCGUGGUUCGAUGGCCUACACCAAGACCCCCUCGAGGGAAUCCUUAUACAGAAAAGUGGAUUCUAAAGGAAGGAAUGCAACUCACUCUAUUCCUGUGAAAAAGAAAAAGGACCGUGGGAACUUGAGUAAAACUGUUAGCAAUGAUCAUGAUGCUGACAGUUUUUCAAUAUUUUCCUCUAUGGCUUUGGCAUCGGAAAAGGACCAGGAAGAGUUGGUUGCUUCGAGGGAACAAGUGGAGGAACUGCAGAGGAAGUUAUUAGAGAAGGAUGGCCUUUUGAAGUCAGCAGAGAUCUCAAAGAACCAGAUGAAUGAUGUUCACAAAAGAGUUGACGAACUGAAACACCUGGCUGCAGAAAAGGACUCCUUAAUUAAGUCUACUCAAGUACAACUCUCUGAUGCAAAGAUUAAGCUUGCAGACAAGCAAGCUGCACUGGAGAAGUUACAGUGGGAAGUGACAAUAUCUAAUCGGAAAGUGGAGAAGCUCCAGGAAGAGUUAUACUCUAUGCAAGGGGAGAUCUCAUCAUUUAUGCUUGUCUUUGAAGGCUUGGCGAAAGAUGGUUCAACUGCAUAUGCUGAUGAUUAUGAUAUCACACCAUAUCGUUUUGAGCAUCUUCCUUCCAUUGAUGAUUUGGAUGACAUGGAGCUACAGAAAAUGGAAGAAGCAAGAAAAGCUUAUGUGGCUGCCGUCACUACUGCAAAAGAAAGACAAGAUGAGGAUUCUAUUACUUCUGCUACUCUUGCAAGACUUCAUCUCCAGUCAUUUCUUUUUAGACCACAAGGAGGUAUGCAUACUGGCAAAUGGCCAUGACUUCCCCAGCACUGAGAUUUCACAAGGUCACUUUGGAGCUACCGCCUGUUUGGUUCUUCAUGUUUUGAUACCGGUUGCUUACGUUGAUUAACCCGACCGCCAUAAUCUUAUAUUCUUUCUUUCAAAUGGUGAUUGUAAUUUCGAAGAUAUAGGCACAAUUGAUCGAAUCUCGUAAAUCUUGGUGUUUUAUUUUGAUUUGCUUUAUUUUUUACCUUAAUUCUCUAUUGGUAUCAUUCCCAACAGCCGCCAGAGAGCGUGUGCAAGUGAGGACCUUUGAGAAGAGACGUGAGUAGAUUAUAUAGAAGUUGGAUUUGUUUUCUUGGUUGACCAUAUAAAUAU